AUGGAACAACUCUUGAAAUUGUUGGAUGAUAACAAUUAUGUAUCUAUGUAUCAAAUGUGUGAGGAUGGAGUAACCGUUAGAGAUAUAUUUUGGACUCAUCCUGAUUCCAUUAAGUUAUUCAACAUGUUUCCUAUUGUUCUCAUAAUUGGUUCAAUGUACAAGACCAACAAGUACAAACUUCCAUUAUUGGAGAUGGUUGGUGUUACCUCUACUAAGAAGACUUAUUAUGUUGGGUUUGCAAUUCUAGAGAGCAAAAAAGAGGAGAAUGUUACUUGGGCCUUAGAAGUGUUUCGAACAAUGUUUAAGGACCUAGAAGAGAUGCCUAAAGUGAAUGUUACCGACUAUGAUACUAGUUUGAUGGUUCAAUUGCAAAGGUAA
Messenger RNA from Lathyrus sativus (Indian pea), 378 nucleotides. Lineage: Eukaryota; Viridiplantae; Streptophyta; Magnoliopsida; Fabales; Fabaceae. The record is from the annotation of a GenBank genome assembly.